UUAUUCAAUAUGAGUAUUUAAGUACAUAAAAACCAAUUGUACUUACAUAUUUACUAAUAUUAACUACCUAAAGCAAAACAAAACCCUCACAGAGAUUAUGUCUAUUUCAAUAUAGACAAAUGACUUGAAAAAUUAUUACACUUAUCUCAAGGAAAAGGAAUGCUGUGAGAUUGUCCUCUCACAAAAGAAAUGCAGAGAAUGUCCCUCAGGGCAAGACACUGAUGACUAAGAGUCUCUGUGAAAUUGUAAAGCCUAAUGGGAGCCCCAAAGAGAGGCUGGUAGGAGGUGAGAUCAUGUGGGUGUGGAAUGGAGGCUUCAACAAUUCAACAGUUAUCAUGCUUUGGACCUGUCACCCUCCUAUACCUGCUAUCUGCCUGUCCAGAUUUCAUUCAUCCCCCUCCUUUAGCAGUUGUACCCACAGGAAGUACAAUGACAUGUAAACAUAUAUGUAUAGAUAUGUUUAUGCAUGUGUACUUGUGUGCAUGAGUGUGUAGAUGUUCCUGUGGGCAGGAGGGUGGGUCUAUUUAUGCAUAUGAGAGUGAGCAAGUACAUGUGUGCCCCCUGUGUGUGACUGUGUGUGCCUGUCAGAACCAGUGCCUUGGGUGUGUGACCCUUGUGGUCACACAGGGGUCAUGGAUUUAAGAAUGUCCAAACUGGGGGCUGGAGAGAUGGUUCAGAGGUUAAGAGCACUGGCUGCUUGCUCUUCCAGGGGUCCUGAGUUCAAUUCCCAACAACCACAUGGUGGUUCACUACCAUCCAUAAUGAGCUCUGGUGCCAUGUUAUGGCAUGCAGGCAGACCACUGUAUACAUAGUAAAUAAAUCUAAACAAACAAACAAAAGAAUGUUCAUACUUGACUUAAUGCUCACUAUCUUGAAAUUUUUAAUAUUUUUUUCAGCAAGGGUCCUUGGAAAUUCUACAGCAUUCACACUUAUGUGUGUAGUUGAGAGUAUCGCCAUGUGUAUGUGCAAAUGCAUGUGUAAAGAUAAGUGCUGUGCUGCAUGUUUACUUCUGGGGCUCUCAGGAAACUCAGAGGUGCCAUGACUCCAGUAGGUUUAAGAGCUCCUGGUGAUUUUUAUAUUUACAGAUGUUGAACAGUUGGGGAAAAGGACUGUCACAUGUCACAAUCACUCACACAGUUCAAGUAAGUGCCCAUUUGUGGUCCCAAAGUUCUCUUUUCCAUCAUAUCAGAAUACUUGUCAUCCACACUACAAGUGUUCAUUUGCUUCUCUAUAUCCUUCAUUAAUAAGUUAAGUUCUAUGAAAGCAGAAACCAGACUCAUUUACCUAGUAUCUUUAGCAGUUAGCACAGUAACCAACUUAGAGAUGGACAGUAAACAUUUAUUAAAUAAACAUUUCUUUCACUGGUCAAUUUCUAUUGUUUUAACAAUAUACCUUACACUGGUUUAUAUAUAAAGAAAUUCUUCUUCAGUUUACAGUUUAGGAGACUGGAGGUCUCCCAGAUUGGGCAGCCUCAUCUGGUCAACCUCUGGUGCAGGUUUCCUUGUUAUAUCACAGUAUGGCAGAAAGCAACAUAAAAGGAGGAAUACACAGUCAUAUGGCAAGACAGGGAGUCAGAGAGAUUCGAGGGCAAGGAUCCCCCUCUUUUAUGACAACCUGCUAUUGCAGGAACUGGGGUCCAAAAAGAACUUAUUAAUGUCUUCCAUGGUAGUGCCCCAUUGCAUAACCACCAGUAGGCCCUACCUCAAACCAUGAUAGUAGGUGAUCAGUAUUCCAUAAACAGUACACACUCAAACCAAAUGAAAUCAUAGCACAGUCUUCCUUCCAACACAUAAACUCUUUUUGUUUUAUCACAGAGCUUUGGCACUUGGCAUUGGAUCAGGUUAUUCUAUACCAUCAGAUCAGACCACUCAAAAGUUAUCCUUGAUUGAGCACAAUCUAUAUUCUUUACAGAGCCGUAUUCCUGGUAUGUUUGAUGACUACAGCUAUGACUCCACUGCUUCCACAGAUGACUACAUGAAUUUCAACUUCAGUAGUAGCUUCUUCUGUAAGAAAAACAAUGUCAGGCAGUUUGCAAGCCAUUUCCUUCCACCUCUGUACUGGCUUGUGUUCAUUGUGGGUACCCUGGGCAAUAGCCUGGUUAUCCUUGUCUACUGGUAUUGCACGAGAGUGAAGACCAUGACUGACAUGUUCCUUUUGAAUUUGGCAAUUGCUGAUCUGCUCUUUCUUGCUACUCUUCCCUUUUGGGCUAUUGCUGCUGCUGGCCAGUGGACAUUCCAGACCUUCCUGUGCAAGGUUGUGAACAGCAUGUACAAGAUGAACUUCUACAGCUGUGUGCUACUCAUCAUGUGUAUCAGUGUGGACAGAUACAUUGCCAUUGUACAGGCCAUGAAGGCUCAGAUCUGGAGGCAGAAAAGGCUGCUGUACAGCAAGAUGGUCUGUAUUACUAUCUGGGUGAUGGCAGCUGUGCUCUGCACCCCAGAAAUCCUGUACAGCCAAAUCAGUGGGGAAUCUGGCAUUGCCAUCUGUACCAUGGUCUACCCUAAGGAUAAGAAUGCCAAGCUGAAAUCAGCUGUCUUGAUCUUGAAGGUCACCUUGGGGUUUUUCCUUCCCUUUAUGGUCAUGGCCUUCUGCUACACUAUCAUCAUUCAUACCCUGGUACAGGCCAAGAAGUCAUCCAAGCACAAAGCCCUAAAGGUGACCAUCACUGUCCUUACUGUCUUCAUUAUGUCUCAGUUCCCCUACAACUCCAUUCUUGUAGUGCAGGCUGUUGAUGCCUACACCAUGUUUAUCUCCAAUUGCACUAUUUCCACCAAUAUUGACAUCUUCUUCCAGGUCACUCAGACCAUUGCAUUCUUCCACAGUUGCCUGAACCCAGUUCUCUAUGUUUUUGUGGGUGAGAGAUUCCGCCGGGAUCUCAUGAAGACCCUGAAGAACUUGGGAUGCAUUAGCCAGGCCCAGUGGGUUUCAUUCACAAGAAGAGAGGGUAGUUUGAAGCUUUCUUCCAUGCUACUGGAGACAACUUCGGGGGCUCUCUCCCUCUGAAAGAACUUCUCACUGAGGCCGAUGGUCCUUUUGGAAAUAAUGAGAUACAUAGAUGCAACAUAGUCUCCUCACUGAUAAGACUAAACAGAAAGUAAAUAAUAAGUAAAUGAGAAAACAAAACAAACUAGGAUGAGCCUAAACAGCUUUAUCAAACUCAGUCAUGAUAUGCCAAACAAAGUUUUCAAAACUGACCACACCAGAAGGGCACCAGCUAGUUUUUUUGGUUGUAGUAACUGCAAUUCUUUGGAGGCUACUUGAGCAGCAGUGAGGGCACCCGAGCCAUACACAUUCUGACCAUCAGUGCAGCUGGGUUCUUGAGUUUCUACAGUGCUCCACAUUUCUGUUACUUCAGAUCUGAUGCUACUCCUCCCCAGAGGUGGCAGAGCAUUGGCCACUGCCAUAGUCCAUAAAAGCAAGGCUUAGUGACAUUUCCCACCUUGGGAUAUUUUCUCAUUAGUCCCAUUGGUGGGAAGACUGUGUUUGUGUAUCUCAUUACUUACAGUUUUUUAAAUCUAGAACACACCCAAACAAUCUGAGGUUGAAUACCCUUCUGGUUUCCUUGGUCUCUUCUGGGCCAAGGAGAACCAUUGUUCCUAUUUUGAGCCAUUUGUAAGACAGGUUGGUUGGCCCAUGCACAGCUGACCACAUCACAACAUCAACUGGAGUCUGUUGCUCUCAGCCUACUUCUGUGUCUUGCUGGAGAUGCCUUGUCCAAAUCUAAGCUGCAGGCUCGAUCUAGGAAGGGAUCUAGCCUGUUCCCUGGUGUGAUAAAGUGGCCCUCAUAGACUAAGUCUGAGAAUAUAUUUGGAUAAUGGGGACCUAGCAUUGGCUCUGUUGGGACUUCUUCAGGGGAGAGGCACUUGCUGCAGGUUCUCCCAUCUUCUCCCUGUCAGUGACAUGCCCUUUCCUUCUGAGGCUUCCAGAAGGGUGUCUGCCUCUCUGCUGCCUUUCCUUACUCUGUAGCGCCAACAGCUUACAAAAUUUUAACUUUAGAGAGAUUAAGAAAAAUAUGUAAUAUAAUUCACUUUCCACCUAUGUUUUUAACUACUUUUCAAAUUUCUCACAUUGGAAAAAAUCAUUGCAUAUCCUGGAAAAGUGCUUUAUAAUGUAUAUUUUAAAAUGUCUAUCACUUGCCAUUUGUUUAUACCCUUUCUUAAUAUUAUAUUUGUGGGCAAUUAAAUAUCAGACAGAAAUACAGUAAUUGUAAAGGGUAAGACUGUGGUAAACCUUUACUUGUUUGGAUUGCCCAUGUAACCAACUUUUACAACAUAAUGCAGAGUUAUAAUCUCAAGCUUUAUAUUCUUCUAUACCCCUGACCUGAGUAAUGCAUGAAUGAUUGCAUGUUUGUAAUAAUAAUCAUUUGCUGAAAACAACAAAAAUAGAAUAUCUGCCAUAAAUUCUGAACACAACAUAUGGACUGUUAAACAAUGAUGUUUGCUGUAUACUGUUUGUUAUCUGGGUCAGCUGGAGUCUAUGACUUCCCUUAUAAAACUCUGUUAUAGCUGGGCAGUGGUGGUGCACGCCUUUAAUCCCAACUUGGAAGGCAGAGCCAGGCAGAUCUCUGUGAGUCUGAGGCCAGCCUGGUCUACAGAGUGAGAUCCAGGAUAGGCACCAAAACUACACAGAGAAACCCUGUCUCG
This is a messenger RNA of Peromyscus californicus insignis, 4643 nucleotides long. RefSeq names its product C-C motif chemokine receptor 9 (gene Ccr9). NCBI's taxonomy places the organism in Eukaryota, Metazoa, Chordata, Mammalia, Rodentia, Cricetidae. The coding region runs from base 1927 to 3003 and encodes 358 amino acids. Gene Ontology annotation, molecular function: C-C chemokine receptor activity. The transcript has a single exon. Gene Ontology annotation, cellular component: membrane. Gene Ontology annotation, biological process: immune response; G protein-coupled receptor signaling pathway; chemotaxis. The record is from RefSeq and is a predicted model, not a curated record.